Molecule: messenger RNA, 1575 nt
Organism: Rangifer tarandus platyrhynchus (Svalbard reindeer)
Lineage: Eukaryota; Metazoa; Chordata; Mammalia; Artiodactyla; Cervidae
Source: the annotation of a GenBank genome assembly
AUGUCCACGACCGCGACUAUCGCCGAGUAUCAAGCCCAGAAUAAAGCCAAGCUCAUCUCUGAGGUCCGACGGAGGUUUGAAGCUGAGUAUGUGACAGAUAAGUCAGAUAAGUAUGAUUCACGUGAUGUUGAAAGACUACAGCAAGAUGAUAACUGGGUUGAAAGUUACUUGGCUUGGAGGCAUAAUGUCGUAGAUGAAACACUGAAGAUGCUUGAUGAGAGUUUUCAGUGGAGGAAAGAAAUGGCUGUCAAUGACCUGACUGAAGCCUCCAUUCCCAGGUGGCUAUUGGAAAUUGGUGGCAUUUAUCUCCACGGUUAUGACAAAGAAGGCAACAAGUUGUUCUGGAUCAGGGUGAAGUACCAUAUAAAAGACCAUAAGACCAUGUUGGACAAAAAGAAGCUUAUUGCAUUCUGGUUGGAACGGUAUGCUAAGAGAGAAAAUGGGAAGCCUGUUACAGUGAUGUUUGACCUGUCAGAGACUGGACUGAAUAGCAUAGACAUGGACUUUGUACGCUUUAUCAUCAACUGCUUUAAGGUUUAUUACCCUAAAUACCUCUCAAAAAUUGUGAUCUUCGAUAUGCCUUGGAUAAUGAACGCUGCUUUCAAAAUUGUGAAAACUUGGCUUGGUCCAGAAGCAGUGAGUUUGUUGAAGUUUACGAGUAAAAAUGACAUCCAAGACUAUGUCAGUGUAGAAUACCUGCCUCCUCACAUGGGUGGAACUGAUCCUUUCAAGUAUAGCUAUCCACCACUUGUAGAUGAUGAUUUCCAAACACCGUUGUGUGAAAAUGGGCCUAUUGCCAGUGAGGAUGAAGCUUCAAGUAAAGAAGAUAUAGAAAGUGAUGGCAAAGAUACCUUGGAGACAAUUUCUAAUGAAGAACAAACAACUCUUCCUAAAAAGGGUAACAUAAUGGAACCUAUUUCCAAAGCAGAUGAGAAUGAAAAAGUUGAUUCCAAAAUGAAAACUUUCAAGAAACCACUGAGUGUGUUUAAAGGGCCCUUAUUACACAUCAGCCCAGCAGAAGAACUGUAUUUUGGAAGUACAGACUCAGGAGAGAAGAAGGCUUUGAUAGUGUUGACAAAUGUAACAAAAAACAUAGUGGCAUUUAAGGUGAGAACAACUGCUCCAGAAAAGUACAGAGUCAAGCCCAGCAAUAGCAGUUGUGACCCUGGUGCAUCAGUUGAUAUAGUUGUGUCUCCCCAUGGCGGUUUAACAGUCUCUGCCCAAGACCGUUUUCUGGUAAUGGCUGCAGAAAUGGAACAGACAUCUGGCACGGGUCCAGCAGAAUUAACUCAGUUCUGGAAGGAAGUUCCUAGAAACAAAGUGAUGGAGCACAGGUUAAGAUGCCAUAUUGUUGAGAGCUGUAAACCAUCCAGUCUUACAUUGAAAGAUCACGCCUUUAACAUGUCAGAUAAAACCGGCGAAGACCUCUACCAUCAGCUCAAUCGUUUGGUAGAGAGCACUAGGAAGCUUGAAGACCAAGUCCAACGAUGUAUCUGGUUCCAGCAGCUGCUGCUUGCCCUAACUGUGCUCUUGCUUGCUUUUACGGUUUCUUUUUUCUAUCUGUUGUACAGUUAA